AUGAAUAUGUCAGAUGAUGAAGAUGACCAAAGCUUUCACGCUACGCGUGGCGGCUACUCCCAUUUGAGCGAUGUCGAAUGGGAUGCGGUUGAACGGUUGGGUUCAACCAUGGGCAUCCAUGCUGUAAGCGUCAUGCUAGAGGCUCUCAAUAGAGAUGCCCAACAUGCUACUAUCGCCAAGUUCAUUCAAAAUGAACUUGACGCAGAACGCGAGAAAGUAGCCUUGCUUCACCAACAAGGUUCUCAACAAGCAGAGUUGUUGAGAGAACAGGGUGCUCAACAGUUUGAACUGUUGAGACAGCAGCAGGCUGCUGCUGGUGGGUCGAUGCAUUCGCGUCGACCCGAGACAUUGAAGAUUGACAUCUCCAAGUAUAGGGGGGUCGAAGAAGACUCCCUCUUGAGAUGGUUCGUCAAAUUAGACGACGCCAUAAGGGCGCGUCGCAUCGACGACGGGGAUAUGCAAGUUGCAUUUUCCCAAUCAAAUCUGGCAGGACGUGCCAAGACUUAG
Molecule: messenger RNA, 507 nt
Organism: Peronospora matthiolae
Lineage: Eukaryota; Oomycota; Peronosporomycetes; Peronosporales; Peronosporaceae
Source: the annotation of a GenBank genome assembly